AUGCCGGCGCUUAAUCUACAGAACAAGAAAGCGAUCAUUACUGGCGGUGGCUCAGGAAUUGGUCUUUCCUUUGCUAAGACAUUGUACGACAAUGGCUGUUCCGUCCUGCUAGCCGACCUUGCCCUCCACGCCUCGGCCAAAGAAUGGCUGGAGAGGAUCGAAACCGGGCCCUCCGCUAGAGUACGAUUUCACGCGACCGAUGUUACAGACUGGAACCAGCUCGAGGCUGCAUUCGAUGCCUUCGCCAGGGCGUUUGGCGGAACCCCCGAUAUCAUUGUUCCGGGAGCUGGCGUUUACGAGCCCUCGUCGAACAAUUUCUGGGCAGACCUGGACAGUCCAUCACACUACAAGGUUUUGGACGUGAAUAUCGUCCAUCCCAUCAAGAUGUCACGGAUCGCUAUACGCCGGCUCCGUCGCGCCGAAAGGCCAGGUGUUAUCGUCCAUCUCUCUAGCAUUACGGCGCAGAUCCCGAGCGUCGUCAAUCCUCUUUACUCGGUUUCGAAACAGGCAAUCAGCCAGUUUGUGAGGUGCAUGGCACCUUUGGAUACUCUGGCUGGUAUCCGCGUUGUUGCCGUUGCACCUGGCGUCGUGGACACCCCUUUAUUCCGUGACAGCGCAAAAGCUCGUGCACACAUCGAUCUAGAGAACGACUUUACACUCCCGCCUGAUGAGGUUGUCAAAGCCAUGCUGUCACUCGUGACAAGCACCAAGUAUCCCUCAGGAACAGUGCUUGAAAUCGGGGACAUCGGUGGGUGGCGAGAAGUGGGCCUAUUCAAUGAUCCAGGUCCCCAAGGGCGAUCAACCUUGCCGAGACCGAGGGCAAAGGAUGCUAUCAAGCUAGUUGAACAGGCAUUGCAGACGGACGCAGCGGAAGGACAGGUCGAUGCAGCUAAGCCACGUCUGUAA
Messenger RNA from Aspergillus puulaauensis, 906 nucleotides. RefSeq lists its product as uncharacterized. Gene Ontology annotation, cellular component: cytoplasm. Gene Ontology annotation, molecular function: oxidoreductase activity, acting on the CH-OH group of donors, NAD or NADP as acceptor. The record is from RefSeq and is a predicted model, not a curated record. NCBI's taxonomy places the organism in Eukaryota, Fungi, Ascomycota, Eurotiomycetes, Eurotiales, Aspergillaceae. Bases 1 to 906 code for a protein of 301 amino acids. The transcript has 3 exons.